Filobasidium floriforme is the source of this 1218-nucleotide messenger RNA. RefSeq lists its product as uncharacterized. Bases 1 to 1218 code for a protein of 405 amino acids. The record is from RefSeq and is a predicted model, not a curated record. Lineage: Eukaryota; Fungi; Basidiomycota; Tremellomycetes; Filobasidiales; Filobasidiaceae. The transcript has 2 exons.
AUGUUGGCCGGAUGGACUGCUAUCGUUCAAGCUCCUACUCAAGAAUGCUUUGCAUCGAUGCUUGAAGACUUCACAAAGCUCUAUGGCAUUGAUAAACCGCUUACAUCCGCUGCAUGCACGUACAUGGUCAAUCUUUUCAAGGACAAACAGCACUUUACGAAACAUCUCACCAACGGAUUGUUACAUUUCAACAACAUCGCAACGUCUGUAGCGGAAAGUUCCCAUGCAGCGAUAAAGAGGUCUUUGAAUGGCACCACAGGGAACCUCUUCCAGACUACGAAGAACGUUCUCCGAUACAUGAGUGCAACACAAGCAAAGAUCUUUCUCGAGCAUGCGAUUGAACAUCGCGCCAAGUUGUUACACUUGCCUGAUUGCUUUGCUCUUCAUGAUUGCGACGAUUACAUCCAGAAUCGAAGACGCCUACCGUUUGUUCUGGACGACUUUCACCCGUACUGGCACAUCGUACAAGAGAGCAGUUUGGUACAAGACGCAAAGAAGAUUGGGAAAUAUACACCUCGUAUCGAUCCUCGAGAGUUCUUCCAUAUCGAAGAAGAAGUGGAAACUUCCACUGCACCUCGGAUCAACAAUCCUUACUUGGAGGAACCAUCUGAAUCAUCGAUACGGGAGAACGACUCGCCAACAGUCUUGAACCCUGCUCGAAAGGCAAAGAUUGGACGUGUAACAACCGUUCGACCGAGCCAAACGGAUGGCACAAUCGCAUCGUUGCCUCGUUCACAACAACCAUCUGCUACAGAACGUUUGCAAGGGGUCGUUCCUCCUCAAGACAUCUACGCACCCACAGCUUCGACCCAACGCGUACGAAGUGCUCAUGAGAACGUCGAGAAGCCCAAAACUAUUCGGAAAUGCGGCGCAUGCAAGCAGCCAGGUCACAACAAGAACAGUCGCAAGUGCAAUAAGGGGAACGAAGCGAGGCUGCUUCAAAUGGUAUCUAGCUCACAAACGGCAGAGCAAAGAUCCCUCUCGACUUUACAACACUCUCAAUCACAAGCAACCAUGCAAGGCGUCGUUCCUUCCUCCAGCUUUGCAGGGUAUCAGCACGUCGUCAGGCCGCUGGCUUCCACGUCAUCGUUGCUCCUGGCAACAGCAAGUCAAACUUCCCACGCGUCAAUCCCUUUCAUGUCUAUGCCUCCACCACCUUUGGCUAUGACGCAACCACGCAUCGACACGCAGGGAAGGCAGCAGUGGACGAUGCAAUAG